AUGACUGCGCUGAGGAAGAGCCGCGAGGCCAAUAUGGCUUCCUGCACCUGGUGACGGUUGAAGAAACGGUGUUAGGUCUCAUGGAGAAGACUCGGGGCGUCGAGGAGACUCCAUCUUCAGAACCUAUGGAAGAGGAAGAGGAAGAGGACGACGACUUGGAGCUCUUUGGUGGCUAUGACAGUUUCCGGAGCUAUAACAGCAGCGCAGGCAGCGAGAGCAGCUCCUACCUCGAGGAGUCAAGUGAAGCAGAAAAUGAAGAUCGGGAAGCAGGGGAGCUGCCCACCUCCCCCCUGCAUUUGCUCAGCCCUGGGACUCCCCGCUCCUUGGAUGGCAGUGGUUCUGAGCCAGCUGUCUGUGAGAUGUGUGGUAUCGUGGGUACAAGGGAAGCCUUCUUCUCCAAGACUAAGAGAUUCUGCAGUGUUUCCUGUUCCAGGAGCUACUCCUCCAACUCCAAGAAAGCCAGUAUCUUGGCCAGAUUACAGGGAAAACCGCCGACCAAGAAAGCCAAAGUCCUGCACAAGGCAGCCUGGUCUGCCAAAAUCGGAGCCUUCCUCCACUCACAAGGGACAGGACAGCUAGCAGACGGGACACCGACAGGGCAAGACGCGCUUGUCCUGGGUUUCGACUGGGGGAAGUUCCUGAAGGAUCACAGUUACAAAGCUGCUCCCGUCAGCUGUUUUAAGCAUGUCCCACUCUAUGACCAGUGGGAGGAUGUGAUGAAGGGGAUGAAAGUGGAGGUGCUCAACAGCGACGCGGUGCUCCCCAGCCGGGUGUACUGGAUCGCGUCCGUCAUCCAGGCUGCAGGGUACCGGGUACUGCUCCGGUAUGAAGGCUUUGAAAAUGACGCCAGCCAUGACUUCUGGUGCAACCUUGGGACAGUGGACGUCCACCCCAUUGGCUGGUGUGCCAUCAACAGCAAGAUCCUGGUGCCCCCACGGACCAUCCAUGCCAAGUUCACCGACUGGAAGGGGUACCUCAUGAAGCGCUUGGUGGGCUCCAGGACGCUUCCCGUGGAUUUCCAUAUCAAGAUGGUGGAGAGCAUGAAGUACCCCUUCCGGCAAGGCAUGCGGCUGGAGGUGGUGGACAAGUCCCAGGUGUCCCGGACCCGCAUGGCCGUGGUGGACACAGUAAUCGGGGGUCGCCUUCGGCUCCUCUAUGAAGAUGGCGACAGUGAUGACGACUUCUGGUGCCACAUGUGGAGCCCCCUGAUCCACCCAGUAGGCUGGUCGCGGCGAGUCGGCCACGGCAUCAAGCUGUCAGAGAGGCGCAGUGACAUGGCCCACCAUCCCACCUUCCGGAAGAUCUACUGUGACGCUGUUCCUUACCUGUUCAAGAAGGUUCGAGCUGUCUACACGGAAGGUGGUUGGUUUGAGGAGGGGAUGAAACUGGAAGCCAUUGACCCCCUGAAUCUGGGCAACAUCUGCGUGGCAACCAUCUGCAAGGUUCUCCUCGACGGCUACCUGAUGAUCUGCGUGGAUGGGGGGCCCUCCACAGAUGGCUCGGACUGGUUCUGUUACCAUGCCUCCUCCCACGCCAUCUUCCCAGCCACCUUCUGCCAAAAGAAUGACAUUGAGCUCACGCCCCCGAAAGGCUACGAGGCACACACUUUCAGCUGGGACACCUACUUAGAGAAGACCAAGUCGAAAGCAGCUCCAUCGAGACUCUUUAACAUGGACUGCCCCAACCAUGGCUUCAAGGUGGGCAUGAAGCUGGAGGCCGUGGACCUGAUGGAGCCCCGGCUCAUCUGCGUGGCCACGGUGAAGCGGGUGGUGCACAGGCUCCUCAGCAUCCACUUCGACGGCUGGGACAGCGAGUACGACCAGUGGGUGGACUGUGAGUCCCCGGACAUCUACCCCGUGGGCUGGUGUGAGCUCACCGGCUACCAGCUCCAGCCACCUGUGGCCGCAGAGCCAACCACACCUCUGAAGGCCAAAGAGGCCACAAAAAAGAAAAAGAAACAGUUUGGGAAGAAAAGGAAAAGAAUACCACCGACCAAGACCCGGCCUCUCAGACAGGGUUCCAAGAAGCCCCUGCUGGAGGGUGACCUGCAGGCCGCAGAGAAGAUCGGGUCAGAUCCUGCUCCAGAAGAGAUCGUCACCGUGCGCGUGAAGGAGGAGCAUCUAGACACGGCCGCGCCCGACAAAGCCCCAAGUCCGGCGCUGCCUGUCCCCAUCGAGAGCAUCAAACAGGAGACGGACGACUGAGCCUCCCCACCACCAGCCCCGGGCUCCUCGGGGGCCGCCGCCCUUCCCCUGCGGCUCUAGUCUGGAGAUGGAGCCUUUCUGCCUGAGUUCUGCCAGGAGCUCUGACGGCCAGCCCCAGGGACUCACGCCCUCCGGCCCGCAGUAACCUCCCGCACACCCACAUACCCCUCAGCUGCCAGGGGGCAGAGGGCCGCCCCAGUCACGCUGGAAGACGAGUCCGUGAAGCGUGUACGCGUGUGUCCUACAAGUCCCGUAAUGCACGCCUGGAGCCGCGCCCUGGAGGGGAGGCUGGUGGCGAGCCGUGUGGGUGCCUGAGAGCAGCCUCUGCCCUCUGGGCUUGGCGCUCUGCUCCUGCCAGUACCCGGGGGAGGCCAGGGAACCUGGCCUGGUGCAGGCAGCUAAGCACCAGUGACCAGGAGGCAGGUUCUGGUGACUCGUGAGGUGGCCUUAACCUGUUUUCUCUGUUGGCAAGAGGACUGCCCCCGAUCUCCUAAACAGAACAGUGGCCUAGAGGUGGGGUCUGCUCCGGGCUUGGGGCCCCAUGCCACAUGGGGAGGCCCGGUGGCAGAGGGGGCAGCCGGCCUGGAAGGCAAGCAGCCGUGCUGUGAGGAGGCCCCAGCUGGAAGGGAGAGCAGCCAGCUUUGCGCUUAACCGUUCCAAGCCCGGCUUGGCUUUCACGCCCCCUUCUCACUGUUCCCUGGGGCCAGAUGCAGCGCUGCCCGAGUCCCUGGGCUAGCUCAGGUGGCCCUAAGGGAGCCCUGGAGGGAGGGAGAAGACAAUAGCACCUGCUUCCUGGCCCUCUAUCCCUUCUUGUCCGUUCUCCUUUCUGAAAUUACAUUCUAGAAGCUCCCCUAGUGUCUGCCAAAUUUCAGUUGCUUUUAUUUUUCCCAGUUCGUCUCCUUGGAAACUGUCUCCUCCUUCCGUCUCUUCAUGGACUCUUCCUGGAAGGGAAGGUGGAGGCAGGCUGACCUUUAGUUCUUGUCUUUGAGUAGACGCGCUGCCGGGUGGGUUCCCGUGUCGUCCCUCGAGGGUGCGCAGCUACAUCCUCUGAGCUGGUCCGUCAGGCUGCCGCUGCCCGCGCUUUCUGGGGGCGGUGCUGGUCAUGCGUUUGUUCAGGACCCAGGCUCUUUGGUGUCACCCAGAGAUGGGGUGACCAGCCCGAGGGAGCUGAUUUCCAGUCAUUUCUUCCAGGGAGAACUUGAGCCUCACUCCUUUGCUAAAGGCGCUAGAAAGCUCCACAUGGUAUAGAAACCAGGGCCAGAAAGUGGCCGGUUGGUGCAGCCUGAAUUCCCUCCAAAAGCGACUAGACCUAGAACACAGUUGACGAUUAAGGACAGGGGCCCUGCUUUUACCUGCUGUCGAUCACACACACCCCAGACCCGCCGUGGUGACGGGUCAGUAGCCUCAGACCCCAUGGGAGAAAGAUGUCCUGGGUGUGCAUUUGGGCUCGCAGGGAACCCUUGGAGCUCUCGAAGGCUCCUGCUCCUGGUGGAAGCUAGUGCCUCGUCCCAAUCCACUUGGAGUUUCUGGGGAAACUGGACUCGUACGCCACGGGACCUCCAGUUCCUUCUUCCUGAAUGGAGUGACGCGCCUGCCUGUGCCUGAGAGCUGAGUGUAUUCUCAUCUGUCCCCUCAUGGGAUCAAUUACGGAGGGUGGGUUCACCCACAAGCACAAGGAAUAAACGUCCUCAUUUGA
This is a messenger RNA of Neogale vison (American mink), 3900 nucleotides long. RefSeq names its product L3MBTL histone methyl-lysine binding protein 2 (gene L3MBTL2). Gene Ontology annotation, cellular component: nucleus. The record is from RefSeq and is a predicted model, not a curated record. Gene Ontology annotation, biological process: regulation of DNA-templated transcription. The coding region runs from base 81 to 2204 and encodes 707 amino acids. Gene Ontology annotation, molecular function: zinc ion binding. NCBI's taxonomy places the organism in Eukaryota, Metazoa, Chordata, Mammalia, Carnivora, Mustelidae. The transcript has 17 exons.